GAUUUGCAUUCAAGGUUGCAGGUUCCAUUUUCUACUAGAGCUUUCUCCUGCCAAAUCUCUUCAAAUCUUUCUCUCGAGCAUGGCCAUUCAAAACGAAACUGGUGACGUUGGGAAGACGGUUGACAGGGCGCCCCCCAAGCCCCUUAGCGAAAGCGAUGCUAAGCUCAUCAGCACAGACAAUAGACACUUUUCCAUGGUUCGGUAAGUGGUUGGGUUCAAUGGCCGCGCGUUAAAUUAUCUUGCUGAGACGUCAAUGGUCCUGUUUAGCAAUUUUUACCUCGCCGACGUUAUUACGCUGAUGAACGGUAUUUGCGGUACUAUGUCGAUCUUCAGUAGCAUGCGAUACCUGGUCUCUCAUGAUCGCUGUGACCUUCACAUCGCCAUGUGGUACAUGCCGUUUGGCCUCUUAUUCGACUUCUUUGACGGCAGGGUGGCUCGAUGGAGAAAGAACUCUAGCUUGCUGGGUCAGGAGCUUGAUAGCUUGGCAGAUUUGAUAUCGUUUGGAUUGGCUCCAGCCGCAUUGGCUUUUGCCGUUGGUAUGCAAAGCAAUGUAGAUGCUUUGGGUUUGACCUAUUUUGUUUGCUGUGGUUUGGCUCGUUUGGCGCGUUUCAAUGCCACCGUUGCUCUUUUGCCCAAGGAUUCCACCGGCAAGAUAUCCCAUUUUGAAGGGCUGCCUAUACCUAGCUCUCUUGCUAUCGUUGCCCUGUUAUCAUAUACUAUUGCUGGACGCGACAUCAGCAAUGCUGAUUCACUUCCCUUAGGUAUCUUCCAACUUCCUAUGCCACUGGGAAUUAACCCCAUGCUGGGAAAGGUACACGGAUUCGUCCUCUUGUUCGUUUUGCAUGGCACUGCUAUGGUCUCAAGAACUCUUCGUAUCCCAAAGCCCUAAACAUAGCAAUCAGAGCACAUAACGAAGACAGUUUCUCAUCAAACUGACAUAUUCGUCAUGUUUACCUUUUGUCUUUUCAUUCAUACCUCCUCACCUCAUUUACACAAUACGUAUUAGACCGUUGCAAAAAACAUAAUGAAUAAAAAUCCCUCCUUCAGAAAGAAUGGCCAAGUAUGCCUCAAUCAAAAUGUAUAAAACAGC
Umbelopsis ramanniana AG is the source of this 1090-nucleotide messenger RNA. RefSeq lists its product as uncharacterized. The transcript has 4 exons. Gene Ontology annotation, cellular component: membrane. Gene Ontology annotation, molecular function: phosphotransferase activity, for other substituted phosphate groups. Gene Ontology annotation, biological process: phospholipid biosynthetic process. The record is from RefSeq and is a predicted model, not a curated record. The coding region runs from base 254 to 889 and encodes 211 amino acids. NCBI's taxonomy places the organism in Eukaryota, Fungi, Mucoromycota, Umbelopsidomycetes, Umbelopsidales, Umbelopsidaceae.